Magnolia sinica is the source of this 1054-nucleotide messenger RNA. Its product is annotated as BAG family molecular chaperone regulator 4-like. Gene Ontology annotation, cellular component: cytoplasm. The transcript is spliced from 4 exons. The record is from RefSeq and is a predicted model, not a curated record. The coding region runs from base 81 to 872 and encodes 263 amino acids. NCBI's taxonomy places the organism in Eukaryota, Viridiplantae, Streptophyta, Magnoliopsida, Magnoliales, Magnoliaceae. Gene Ontology annotation, molecular function: protein-folding chaperone binding; adenyl-nucleotide exchange factor activity. Gene Ontology annotation, biological process: protein stabilization.
AUAAGUAUAAAUCCCUCUCCCUCCAGAAAUCCAUUAUCUUCCGUCCCUGAAAUCCGUUUUCCGCUGGUAGGUUGGUGAGAAUGGAAGAACCACCCAACAGAGGAGUUUCAGAGAAUGGGAUUGAGGAGAUAGAUUCGGAGGUGAGACCUAUUGAGAUGCUUUCCCAGAAGACGGACGGCAACACCAACGGUGAUGAUGGGGUCGGGGCUUCAGGACCCAUGAUUAAAAUCAACGUCUCUCAUAGCACUAAACAGCACCAGAUAACUCUUCCUGCUCAUUCUACUUUUGGGAAUCUGAAAGGGGUUCUUGCUCGAGAGACUGGUUUGGAGCCAAAGGAACAAAAGCUUUUGUUCAGGGGCAAAGAGAAAGAUGAUGAUGAGUUUUUGCACAUGGUAGGUGUGAAGGACAUGUCAAAGGUGGUCCUCAUGGAGGAUGCAGCCAGCAAGGAGAGGAAGCUUGAGGAGAUGAAGAGAGAUCAAGUGAUCUCUGGAGCUCUUAAUUCAGUUGCCCUAGUCAGAGCAGAGGUUGAUAAGCUCUCACAAAAGGCAUCUUCUUUGGAGGCAAUCAUGCAUGGUGGGACCAAGGUUGCUGAAAAGGAGUUUGCGGUGUUGACUGAAUUAUUCAUGGUGCAGUUGUUGAAUUUGGAUAGCAUUGACGCUGAAGGAGAAGCAAAAGUACAGAGACGGAGUGAGGUUCUUCGUGUGCAGAACUGUGUGGGGGCCCUUGACAAGCUAAAGGCGAGAAACUCCAAUCCAUUUAUCGGUACGACGACCGAAUGGGCAACAUUUGAUUCUGGAGUGGGAAGCCCAAAUGCUCUUCCAACAUUGUCAUCUUCUUGCAAAAUAACCCAUGACUGGGAACAGUUUGACUAGCCCAAUUCUCUCCGCCACUCGGGUUUGUACUCAUGCCAGGAAAAUACAUAUAGCAUAUGAACAUAUAAUAGAUAAUGCUGUUAUUUUCUUGAUAGCUCAGAUUUCUGCUUUAACUAAGGCUUCCAUGUUGAUAGAGAAGAAUUCUAUGAAACUAUGAGCAAUCAAAGCACAUUCUUUAGAAA